Molecule: messenger RNA, 5008 nt
Organism: Spodoptera exigua (beet armyworm)
Lineage: Eukaryota; Metazoa; Arthropoda; Insecta; Lepidoptera; Noctuidae
Source: the annotation of a GenBank genome assembly
UUUUUUUUAAUUUAAUGGCGAUUAGAUGGCGGACGGGGUUGGUGCUAGUGUUUGACUGAAAAAAGGAAGUGAAGGAGUUCUAUUCAUUUAUUUGUAUAAAACAUGAAUUUAAAAUAUCUUUUUCCAACAUGUUAAUUUGAUGUCCUUCAAAAAGAACUUGUAUAUAAAGGUUUAGGGAAGUAAUAGUGCCAUAGCAACAAUCAUCAUACUUUUGCCCAUUUCCUUUGUGAUCUAGAUACCUCUUUUUUGGAGUGCAAUUCAAGUUUUGGUGUAUUGUGACUGACAGUGUACAUUUAAAUUCUGCGUAAAAUAGUGUUAAAUUGUUGUAUAAAAUGUUUUGAGUAAGAAUUAGUUAGUGAUUUUCUUUGUAACCUCGAAUGCGGAAGUUUGGUGAUAUAGCCGCUACAAUGGUCGAAAAUACUCGGCAAGUGUGAUAAAGGGUAUUGAGUUUAUGUUAGUUGUUGAUGAUUAAAGUGAUAAUCUCAUGAUGCAUGAACUUUGAGUAAGAGUGAUGAAAUAAUGGUUGAAAUAGGAGCCCCUCAAAAGUCAGCCGAAGAGAGUUUGGAGAAUGCCGAAUGGUAUUGGGGUGAUAUCACUCGCGAUGAAGCGACGGAGAAACUUAGAGACACUUGCGAUGGUACCUUCCUGGUGCGCAACGCAUCUAACAAAGAUAGUGGUUAUACUCUAACAGUGAGAAAAGGGGGUAUGAACAAACUUAUCAAAAUCUAUAAUCAUGAGGGGCGCUAUGGAUUUUGUGAACCAUUUGAUUUCAAAUCAGUGGUGGAGCUUGUUCGCUUCUAUAGAGAGUUCUCAUUGGCACAUUGCAAUAGUAGCCUUGAUAUCAAGCUUAUGUACCCAUUGUCUAGACUUGUUGAAAAUGAAGGUGAAGAAAAUAUGAGUGAUGACACCCUUGAAACUAAGUUUAAGGAAAUUCACAAAAGAUAUGUGUUAAAAACAAAAGACUUUGAGGGCCGGUCUUACAAAUAUACAAUAUUAAGAGAAGAAGUUAAUAGGAAAAAGCAAGCACUAGACGCCUUUAAAGAGACAGUAAGAAUCUGUGAAGAACAUUUAAAGUUACAAGAAAAGAUGCAAGCUGAAGCACAGCCACAUGAAAAGAAUACUGUAUUAGAAAAUAAUAGGAACUUAAUAUCUAGAGUCCAUAGCCUAAGGAAAGCUAAAACAGAAUUGAAUGAAAUUUUGAAAGAUACAGUCACAGCUCAAUUACUUCUUGAGAGAGAAAUUGCCAAACUGAAGUCUGACGUUACAGAUCUCUACAAAAGAAAAGAUCGAUAUAAAGUAUGGCUACAAGGAAGAGGAAAAACAGAUGAGUACUUGCAUUUAUUAGAAGAUGACAAUAUACACAAACUGGAAGAACUGUAUGCUCACAGAGAAAUGAGUAGUUGGAAAGUUAAUUGUACUAGAGAAGAAGCUGAAAAGCUCCUUAUGGGAAAACCUCAAGGCACAUUUUUAAUUCGGCCUAAUUCCACUGGUCAAUUAGCUUUAUCUAUUUGUUGUAACAACAUGGUCUACCACUGUAUUAUCUUUAAGACUGAAAGAGGUUAUGGAUUUGCAGAACCUUAUAAUGUAUAUGAAACAUUAAACGAGCUUGUCCUCCACUAUGCUGUGAACUCUUUAGAAGAACACAAUGAACAAUUGAAAACAGAACUGAAGUACCCGGUUAAUGCGCAUGCUGUGAAGAAACCUGAAAAAAAGCAGUAAAGUUGCAAUGCUGAAAACAUUGUGGUAACCAGUUUGUCUACUAGUAGUAGACAUUGAUCGUAAUAACGAUGUGUGACACCCAUUACUUAUGGGAACAGAAGUCAAAUUUAUCUUCUUGUGAACCUGAAGUAAUCAAUGAUAAAUUAUAAAUAUUAAACAGCAUCGAAAACUUAUCACCCAAAGAUGAUAUGCUGAAUGAUGAAUCAACAAUACGAAAAUUGCAGAUUGCAAAUGUCUAUCAAUUUCAUGAUUGUUUCUACUAAUGUAUUGUGAGGGAACAUAAUAAUACGACAAGAAAGUAUUCAUGUACAGGAAUGUAAUGUAAGUUGAUACUUCUGUGUUUUAUAGCUUUAUAGUGUCGUUAUAAUAUGAUCAAAUAUUAUUGUACAAAUAAAAUGCUUUGGUACCCAUGUACAUGGUACAUACCAUAUUGUUUUAGACUUGUGCACAAUUAUCAUUAACAUCAUUUAAAAAGUUCUUUACUUUACUUGAUUUGGUUUUAUUUUUAUUGUGAUAAUAUUGUGAUAAAACCAUAAUCAGUUUAGAAAUCCCAGUUAUUUUAUGAACAUUGAAAAUGAUUCUCAGGAGCUUUUAAGAGUUUUGAGUUAUUACUCUGUACACAUAUUUUUAUAUUUGUUAUUUUACAAAGAUUGGAAAAAUGUUCUUCCCUUAUUAAAAUUUUGAUGUUGUUAAAUUGAUCGGGGCCUUUAUGGAUCAGCAGCAAUGGUGGAAGGAUUUAAUAAAUUACAGCUGAUUCGAAAUUGGAGACUGUUGAGAACAAAAUACUAUGAAGUCUUAUGUAAGCUCUCAAUUCAAAUUUAUAUUGAGUCUGCAUCUAUUACACCUAAGUUAACCCAAAAAUAUAAAUUAAUACUAAAACAGAAAACAAUUGUUUGGCCUAAAGUUUAUUUUUUCAUAUUCUUAUCUUUUUUUAUCAGAUGCAGACUUAAUACAUGGAAAGUUCUCAUAGAGAUGUAUAUUAUGUAUGUGAUAGUAAUGUAUAGCGUUUUAGAGUUUUCGUAUUUGUGUAUAUUAUGUGAUUAAUUUUUGUUACAUUAUUUUUAAUGGGUUAUUGUGAGAUAAGAGUAAAGUUAUUUAAAUAAAUCAAUGAAAUAAAUAACUACAUCUAUUUCAAUGAUUCAAAGAAUUCUAUUUCAAAGAAUAGGGUUCUUGUGUAGUGAUUAAUUUCUUGUUAUUUUAAUCUGCAAAGUAUAUUGUCUUGUUUGCCUUUAUAACAAGAGUUCUAUUCAUGAUGUGGGCUUAGUUAUUGUAUUGUAAUUAUUUUCUAAAUAACAGGAAAGUGUUAAUUGGCAGAGAAACGAAAAUAUGCUAGGUACCUGUUUCUAUAAUGAAAUACAAUCAUAGAGUAUCCUGACUUAUGUCAUUUUAGUAAAAAUUACCAUUACCAAAACAAACUGAACUGAAGCUAAAAGGGUAAAUUUCGAGUGUUGUAUUUUUUUUAAAGAUGGUCAAAAAAAUCUAGAUCGUUAUUGCAGCUUUUUUAAAAUAACAUAAGUUUCGAUAUUCCUGGGAUAUUAAACAAUAUUAUAAAAUGUGCAGCAAAAAUGAUUUACUCAACAUCAUUGGAUUUAUUGUCUGUUUAUGACAGAUUUCACAGCUUUCUCUCAUAAAAUAAUGUGGAAUUAUCUAAUUAAUCAAUACAAAAUUUAGAUCUGAUACAAAAUAGUGUCUAAGGAGAACUAGACAUUCAUUAAAUAAAUUUCAUAGAAGCAGGUACUAAAGUUAAUUAUAUAACUGUAUGUAUGAGAAGUAAGUUAUAUUUACUGGUCGCAAAUCAAAACAUCAUGUAAAAUUAAAUAUAUAUUAAGUUAGUAUGAAUAUGUCUGCUGAUUUGAUUUCAGUAAACAACAUGAUCAUAUGAUUUGCCACAGUGGAUGUCUUUAUGAUUUCAGUGCGUUUAAGUACUGAUUUAUUACUUGGAAAUGUGUUGUUUCGUGUAUAUUAGUGUGCGAGUCUCGUCAAUUAAUAAUUUCUGUUUAUUUUCUUUAUGUAAGAAGAGAUGAUAUGUAAUUGCUAGUACCUAGAUCGUAAGUAGGACUAACCAAUUCGUAAAAGUUAUAUUUAUAUUAUGUAAAAAGUUUCCACUAAAGCUUCAUAAGUAAUUCAUCUAAAAUUAAUGAGGCAAAGAUAAUCUUAAAACAAUCCUUCUGAUUGCCAAAUGACUUGAGUAUUCAAAAGAAAUACUGAUAAUACGAUAAUGUGCACUAAGAAUUAUAUUGGGUGUGAAAUAUUUGAUAUAAAAAGGUGAUGAUAAUUUCUUCCAGCAUUAUAUCCGUAGAAUCUUAGAACUAUCUAAUUAUCAUUUGAGUGUGUGUUAGUAUCUUAAUAGCACAUACAUACAAAAGCUUUAAAAAUCCACCACAGCACGUCCAAAAUAUCUACGACUGUGAUAGUCAUACUUAUUCCAAAAUGUACCAAUUACAAAUAUUUAGGUACGGAUUCAACAAAACAACAAACAAAUAAUAUUUUGUAACUGAUUGCGACCUCCUUAUCAGUGCUGUGAAAUACGGUGAAAAAUAUUAAAUUCACAGCUAAAUGACAACGAUCUUAAAAGAAAAUUUUUGAAAGUAUUAUGAAUUUUCUCAACAGUGGCCAUGCGGUCGGUUAAAUUAAGACUAAUCCAUCGAAUUAAUAUUCCAUUAUGUAUUAUAAAACCAAGAAACGAACUUAUAACUGAAAUUGGUUUCUAUUCACCCAAUGUAGAAAUUCUUUUAGAUGAAAGGCAUGAAACUUAAUACCAUUGCUUGAUAAUUUAACAGCAGCUUUGAACCGUUAUCAAAAUGUCUUAUUGGAAUGCAAUUGUUGUAUUUAUUACAAAUGAAAGUCACACACUGAUAACAGCAUACGACCCAGAUUCGUCAGUGAAAUCGUGUAUAAAACUGUUUUUACAAAAAAAAAAAAUAUAAUUUAGAUUAUACAUAAUAUAUACUUACCUAUUUACUUAUAAGUUUAAAGAUUAUAUAAGUGAGAUUAUUGAUCGCGUUAUUUUUGUAUUCAAGUCAAUAAUACGAUUAUCAUUAUAAUGCAAAAUAUUCUGAUUUGGAAUUUUAUAAAACUAAAUAUCAUUACAUUAUGAUCUCAAGAGUGAAUUAUCACAUAUGAUAAUUCAGAUGUUUGUUUGAUAGUUUUCUAUGAACCAUAAUAAUAACUCAAGUCAAUAGCAACCAAAUUGAAAAAUUUGCAUAAAUAAGUUAACAUUGAAGGCGCCAUUUUAAUAAGUGUAAUAGUAGAACGUUUUAAUAAGUGUUAAUAAACAAACUAUCAAUGA